This is a messenger RNA of Exaiptasia diaphana, 1206 nucleotides long. RefSeq names its product transcription intermediary factor 1-alpha-like. Gene Ontology annotation, cellular component: nucleoplasm; chromatin. The record is from RefSeq and is a predicted model, not a curated record. Gene Ontology annotation, molecular function: ubiquitin-protein transferase activity; zinc ion binding. The coding region runs from base 39 to 974 and encodes 311 amino acids. Gene Ontology annotation, biological process: positive regulation of DNA-templated transcription. The transcript has a single exon. Lineage: Eukaryota; Metazoa; Cnidaria; Anthozoa; Actiniaria; Aiptasiidae.
GUCCCAGUGGAACAAAUCAUUUUAAAGCUCAUUUCCAGAUGAACAAUCUUAUGUCACUCCUGACCAUCUCCACAUCUGAAACACAAAGUGGAUCGUUAUCUUGUGAAAACUGCACCAGUAACGAUGCUGCCAAAGGAAGAUGUUCUGAUUGUUGUGCGUUGUUGUGCGAUUUCUGUCUUAAGGCUCACCAGAGAUUCAAAGACACACAAGACCACAAGAUCAUGAGCCUUGAAGAAGUCAAGAAACAAGGUGCUCCAGCCAUGACACAACAAGUUAAAUGUGAGAAACACAAAGGUGAAGUCAAAAAGCUUUACUGUGAAUCCUGUCAGCAGUUAAUUUGUCGUGACUGCACCAUCAUUGACCAUCGUGAACACAAGUUUCAGUUUAUAGACGAAGUGGCUGGAAGGCUUGUUCAGAAUCUAAACCGUAAUGUGGUAAAUGCCGUUCAAGCUAGGUCCAAGGUGGAGGGGACAAGAAAAACGGUAAGAGAGAUGAAAGAGAAGAUCAAGACAAAAUGCGACAAUACUUUAAAGGAAAUUGAAGAUGCUGUCCAAGAGCAAAUUGCUUUUUUGAUGAACAAAGAGAAAGAACUUAAGAAAGAAGUUAAGAAAAUUGCUGAUAACAAUACGAAGAUUCUUGAUGAACAAGAAAAAGAGCUUACCAAAAAAUUGAAUGGACUUGACAAUUCCAUUCAAUUCACACAAAAGGUCCUGCAGGAUGGUAACAAUAUCAAUAUUUUGUCUGUAUCAUCUGAAGCCAACAGUCGCUUGGUGACAUUGACAAAUCAGGUGCCUUACAUAGAAAAUCAACCUCGUGCACAAGAUGACUUCAGUCUCCAACAUGACCGCGACAAAAUCCAAAACGUUGUAGAAAAUGGAAUGGAAAUUGUCGACAUUGUGCAGGGUUUAUAUAAGACUUUAUAUGUAUAUGGGAAGCAUAAUAAGUCUAGGAAUUCAUAUAGGGCCAAUAGAUGAAUCUUUCUUUUUCUUCUUUUUUUGAAUGGCCAUUCAACAGGAAUAUUAGUGAAAGUGGGCUAUUAGUGGCCGAUGUGGUUCUGAUUUGAAAUCAAAAGCAAGAGUAGAUUAAAACAUUUUUAUUGUCAAACAUUUUUUGUAUACGUUGUAACAUAACUGGCUACUUUUCUGGAUAAUAAUUGUUACAGCAAACAUUGCCUAGUAUAAAAUAAACUCACCCAAUUCCUCUUAA